CCAAACUGCACUCAUUUUAGAUUAAAUUAGGCUACAUCCACAUUAAAAUCAAUUUAAAAUUCUCAAUUUUAUUUUAGUCACAAAAUAACAGAAUGUUUGUUUGUUUAUUUAUUUAUUUGAUGAACCCCACGGUCAUUCUGCGCUUUAGCUGUACACUGUUUACAAAUAUGCAGACUUCAAUUCGGCAUUUGUUUUGACUUAUUUAUUUACCUUUAUUAAUGUAAUGUUGUUCUUUGUGUGUGUUAUCUGUAAAAGCUCUUGAGUCGGAAAGCUGUUGUUGGUGUGUAGAGUAGCGAAUCGCUGCGACUCUCAGUGGGUUUGGAUCAUACAGUGAUGGAUGAGGGGCGGGGCUCCUCUGAUGCGCGUCACUGUGGUUCCGUGGAGCAGGAUCGGACCAUAAAAAUCUCCAGCACUUUUGAGAAGCCGGGCAGACGCAGAAAACAGCGAUCGGUAGUGAUGAACAUCUAAACUGGACGUCCGGCUCAAGUGGACAUAGCGAAAAGAGCAGAAGAAAAAGACAUCUGUGCUGUUCUUUACUCCUACCCAUGAUGAGGGACUCUGUCUUCAGCUGCUGCGUUUCCCCGCCCCAUCCUCCUAGAGGAGUGGAGGAGCACCACCAACAACACAGAAGCAGAGCUCAAGCUCCGCCUCCUAAUGACAGGCGUUUCCUUAUAUUCUUUGACUUUGAUGAGACCCUGGUGGAUGAGUGCAGCGAUGACUCUAUGGUUACUGUGGCGCCUGGUGGAGUCCUGCCCGGCUGGUUGAAGGACACCUACCGUUCCGGCCGCUACAAUGAGUACAUGCAGCGUGUGCUGGCCUACCUCUCCGAACAGGGCAUCACCCCGGCAGAUAUUCGAGGCACAGUGGAGAAACUCCCUCCCUGCCCAGGCAUUCCCACUUUGAUGCAUUUCCUGCUCUCCCAGCCAUCAAGGGACUUUGAAGUCGUUUGUGUGUCAGAUGCUAAUACGGUCUUCAUUGAGACAUGGCUGGAGCACCUGGGCUUCCGCCCGCUUUUUCUGCGUAUUUUCACCAAUCCAGCUCACUUUGAUGAUAACGGGCAGCUGCAGCUUCGCCCCUUCCACUCUCAUAAGUGCCUGCGAUGCCCAGCGAACAUGUGCAAAGCAGUGGUGGUGAGGCAGUACGUGGCCCAGCGUGUGCGAGAGAGGAGCGGACGGCCGUACCAGAAGGUUUUGUAUGUGGGUGAUGGGGCCAAUGACUUUUGCCCGUCACUCACACUGUCACCGGGUGAUAUAGCAUUCCCACGCCGGGACUUUCCAAUGCACAAACUGAUCCAAGAGAUGGAGGAAGCCAAACCUGGAGAGUUCAAGGCCAGUGUGGUGCCCUGGAACAGUGGAGAAGAUGUCAUCAACACCCUGAGAAAAAUAUUAGAGAGGCCCUAAAUAUAUACAUAUACCUAAAUGAAGCCCUAAAAAUGUAUAGAGCUUUCUUGAGUACAUUCCAAACUCUUUUGGUUUUGCCAGAUAGUAUGAAACAACUUGGUUGUAUUGGCUGAAACUGCCAGGGUGAUAAGGGUCUUUUAUUAAGAUGUUGUUGGUGCAGUUCAAAUGAACCCGCUAUAAACUUACAUGCAAAUACACAAACACAUCCAUACAACGAUUAAUAUAUUGUGUACGUGUUAGUGUGUAUGAUUCAGAAUCUUA
This is a messenger RNA of Carassius carassius (crucian carp), 1661 nucleotides long. Its product is annotated as probable phosphatase phospho1. Gene Ontology annotation, molecular function: phosphatase activity. The transcript has 2 exons. The record is from RefSeq and is a predicted model, not a curated record. Lineage: Eukaryota; Metazoa; Chordata; Actinopteri; Cypriniformes; Cyprinidae. Bases 546 to 1400 code for a protein of 284 amino acids.